AUGCAGUUGAUAGCUCGUGAGUUGGAUAAAUUGGUCAUUGCCCAGACCGGGCUUUUGGCCCAACGACGACUGGCGAGAGGGGUGAAAUUGAACUACUCGGAAGCUACGAUGAUGCGAGAUGGCAAGCACACCGCGUCAGAACUCAUGUCUAUUGGGAAACAUAUCCUUGGGCGCCGACAUGUCCUUCCGGGAGUGUUAGCAACUCUCACCGUGCUGCAGAUUGAAGGGACCUUUACGACAGGAACGCAUCUGGUUACUGUCGAUCAGCCCAUUAGCAGCGAGGACGGCAAUAUUGAACUGGCGAUGUAUGGUAGUUUCCUGCCCAUUCCGUCGGAGAGCCUCUUCCCCUCAUAUCCAGAAUCCGAGUACGAGCCUCUGAAGAUGCCUGGAGCCAUCUCACCCGGCGAUGGAAAGAUCGAGCUCAAUCCCGGCAGAAAGCGUACUCAAUUGAGAGUUACCAACAAGGGUGACCGGCCAAUCCAGGUCGGCUCUCAUUUCCACUUCAUUGAAUCAAACCCGGAGCUGGAUUUCGACCGCAUCAAGGCUUAUGGCUAUCACCUUGACAUCCCCGCUGGAACGUCGACUCGCUUCGAGCCUGGCGUCACCAAGACUGUGAAUUUAACGCAAAUCAGUGGUCUCAAAACCAUCAAGGGUGGAAGCAGUAUUGCGACUGGAACUAUCGACCUGUCCCAUACCAACGCAGUACUGCAACGCAUCAAGGAGGAAGGCUUCCGACACACACCCGAGGAGGUGCUCAUUGAUAUACAGAAGAUAGAACCCUUCAAAAUGGAUCGACUUUCUUAUGCCUUGAUAUACGGUCCGACUGUCGGUGACUCGGUCCGUCUCGGCUCGACAGACCUCUGGGUGACGAUUGAAAAGGACUACACAGCUCACGGAGACGAAUGCACGUUUGGAGGAGGUAAGACUUUACGCGACGGAAUUGGACAAGCUGCUGGACGAGCAGACGACGAGUGUGCGGACCUGGUUUUGGUCAAUGCAUUAGUCAUUGACUGGAGUGGAAUUUUCAAAGCUGAUAUCGGAGUGAAAGACGGGGUCAUUGUGGGGAUCGGAAAGGCCGGUAAUCCUGAUGUGAUGGAUGGGGUGAACCCAGCUCUGGUGAUUGGAUCCAACACGGACAUCAUUGCUGCAGAGGGGAAGAUCAUCACUGCUGGUGGCAUCGACACCCAUGUUCACUAUAUCUGUCCGCAGCAGAUUGAAGAGUCUAUCUCGUCGGGUGUCACAACGAUGUUUGGGGGAGGCACUGGCCCGAGUACGGCCUCCGUUGCCGCCAAUUGCACCCCGAGCAAGACCUAUAUUCGACAGAUGAUGCAGACGUUAGACAAGCUGCCAGUCAAUUUUGGUGUCAUUGGCAAGGGCAGUGAUACUGGAAAGCCAGGUCUUCGUGAUCAGUGUAAUGCAGGUGUCGCUGGUCUCAAACUGCAUGAAGACUGGGGAUGCACUCCCUCGGCAAUCGACACUUGUCUGAGUGUCUGCGAAGAACACGACAUCCAGUGCCAAAUCCACAGCGACUCUUUGAACGAGUCCGGUUUCGUUGAGCGAACGGCAGCUGCAUUCAAGGGAAGGACAGUACACGCAUACCAUAUCGAAGGAGCUGGUGGCGGACAUGCACCAGAUAUGAUUUCUCUCGUGCAACACGCCAACGUCCUUCCCAGUAGUACUAAUCCAACCAAACCAUACACCUGCAACACAGUCGACGAGCACCUCGAUAUGGUCAUGUCUUGUCACCAUCUAUCGAAGAACAUCCCCGAAGAUAUCUCCUUCGCGGACAGCCGCAUUCGGGCAGAAACAAUUGCCGCAGAAGAUGUCCUCCACGAUACCGGCGCCAUCAGUAUGAUGUCAUCUGAUUCCCAGGCAAUGGGACGAUGUGGAGAGGUUGUUGUGCGCACUUGGAAUCUGGCUCACAAAAACAAGGUAGAGCGUGGCCCGCUGCCCGAGGAUGAGGAUACUGGAGCCGACAACCACCGAGUGAAGCGGUAUGUCAGCAAAUACACCAUCAAUCCAGCCCUGGCGCAGGGUAUCAGCCAUGUAGUGGGCAGCGUUGAGGUUGGCAAAUUGGCCGAUCUGGUGAUCUGGGAACCUGCAAGCUUUGGUACCAAGCCAUUCCAAGUUCUCAAGAAGGGCUUUAUUGCUUCGGCUCAAAUGGGUGAUCCAAACGCAUCGAUCUCAACCGUUCAGCCGAUCAUUGCGCGGCCGAUGUUUGCGCCCCUUCUACCGUCAAGUAGUGUGAUGUUCGUUUCUAAGGCCGGCAUGGAGAGCGGUUCCGUCAACUCCUACGGACUGAAAAAGCAGAUCGAAAUCGUGAGGAAUACUCGCACGGUCACCAAGCUUGACAUGAAAUUCAACAAUGCAACGCCGAAGAUGGAGGUUGAUCCCGAAGCGUUUACGGUUAUGGCCGAUGGGGCACACUGUAGAGCAGAGGCGGCUACGUCGCUACCGCUUACCCAUCAAUAUUUCAUAUACUAG
Molecule: messenger RNA, 2484 nt
Organism: Penicillium mononematosum
Lineage: Eukaryota; Fungi; Ascomycota; Eurotiomycetes; Eurotiales; Aspergillaceae
Exons: 10
Coding region: 1-2484 (827 amino acids)
Biological process (GO): urea catabolic process
Cellular component (GO): urease complex
Molecular function (GO): urease activity; nickel cation binding
Source: RefSeq, a predicted model, not a curated record